This is a messenger RNA of Closterium sp. NIES-65, 4698 nucleotides long. The record is from the annotation of a GenBank genome assembly. NCBI's taxonomy places the organism in Eukaryota, Viridiplantae, Streptophyta, Zygnematophyceae, Desmidiales, Closteriaceae.
AUGGCGUCGUCGUGGGCUCAGCACGCGCCCGUAUUCGGCGCGCACUGUAGCCAAUUCCUGGUGGAGCAAUGUCCGCUUGGCGCGCAGGUCCUAGCUGCGCCAUUGUCGCAUCAGUCUCCGUCCCCGUCGUUUGCUCAUUACCAUUCUCGCCAGCAGCACGACUCUGCGACGUUAUGCGACGAGAAUCCGUCGCUUGAUUUAUUCGCGGAGAGUGACGUGGCAGCGGAGUUCUUGAACCUUCUGGACGCCAUCACGGACGGCUCGCAGUCGGACGGGACUCCCAUCGGCAGCACCGAUUCACAGCAGCAUCGCGAUACUAACUUAUUGCACCACCAACACCUACAGCACCAGCCGUCGUCGUCCGCACCAUUUUCACCUGCCGCCUCCGCCGCCGAUCCCGCCACGGCCAUCUCCGUUUCCGCCAGCGGUGCUGCUAGCUUAUUGGCCGCAGCGCCAGGUUCGUUUGGCGAUGGUGCUAUGAUGGCAGCAGCAGCAGCAGCACCACUGGCAAACCCUGUGUCUCCGCGGCACGGGGAGUCGUUAAACUCGUUGGAGCCGGGGACGAUUCAGGACGAGGCUGCGGAGUGUACGGCGGGGUUUAACUUCACUGGCGCUCGUCUAGACGACCCCAUCGACGCUUUUCUCGGCACCCUGCUGCUCGCGGAUCCGGGGUCCGGGGGAGGCGAUUUGCUCGUGUCAUUGCCUUGCCCGUCCGCCGCUGCGGCUCGCGAUCAUAGCCCGCCGCUGCACGGCGCGCCGACGGUUAGCCAAGGCGCGGCGGAAAUGCGGGAGUGCUGGCGUCCAGACUCGUUAGUAGCACCUCCCGCGUCUACCUCGUGGGCUUCGCUGCCGUUGCACAGGGAAGAGACUCACUCGCCACUGCUGCUGCAGCAGCAGCAGCAGCAGCAACAGCAGCAGCAGCUUGUGAUAACGACGGCAGAAGGGAACGAGGCGUUGCAUGAUGGCAAUACAGUGGGGGACGUGGGCAUGGGCGGAAGCAAGGCGGGCGGAAUGGGCGGUGGGGGAGGCGAUGUGCAGCAGGUGCACGAUUUGGCGCCCCCUGUGGAGAUUUCUGCCGCGGGACUCUUUGGUGGAGCGCGUGUGGAGGGAAGCGGUGAGGGAAGUGGGGCGACAAGCAGGGAGCGGCGCGAGGAUAGUGCGAGUGGCAAUGGCAAUGCGAUUGCUGAUGAUGAUGCGUUUCGGGAUGCUGGUGGUGGUGGUGGUGGUGGUGGUGCUGCUGCUGCUGCUGCUGCUGCUGCUGCUGCUGCUGCUGCUGCUGCUGCUGCUGCUGCUGCUGGUGCAUGGGAAGGACAGCAGGUGGGCGAGCUGUUGGGCGCACAGCAGUGGCUUCAUACUAAUAAUAGCAGGCGACUGGCAGCUCUCAUCAGCCAAAUAAGCCACGCCGGCAACGCCAAGGCCAAGGCUAAGGCCAAGGCCAAGCGCAGGGCGGGGCAUGACGCUGCUGCACCAGCAGCAGCUGGCGCAGGGGGAAUGAGGAUGAUACACGAGCAGGCGGGUCUAGCAAACGGCCUGGAGCGUGGCUUGGAGGAGGGAGGGCGAGAGAGCGCGUCGGGCCUGCAUGGCCGAGGCACAGGCGGUGAUGAGGGAAGGCUCGCAUGUGGGCGUGGUGGGGGCGGUGGUGUGCAGGAGGCGCAUGGCGAGGAGUCAGGCAGCAAGCGGCGGGCAGUGCAGGCGCGAGAAGCAUCGCAUGUCCCACCCUCUGCAGCGCUCAGCUCUCAGCACCUUGCUGCUGCCACUGCGGCACCUUCCUUCCCUCCUAAGCCCACUACUAGCGCUGCUGCUGCUGCUGCUGCUGCUGCUGCUGCUGCUGCUGCUGCUGCUGCAGGAGGCGCUGCUGCAGCGGCGCCGUCCCUACCCCACGCGUGGUCACUGCCAGGCUCGGGUCCAGACGGCCUGUCAGGAGAGGUGGACCCGUUUCUCCUCACGGAGCACAUCAGCCGCUGCGCGCCUGCUCUCGCCCUCGCCCCCGCCAUGCUCGCUGCCCCGCACGACCCCUUUGCCACCCGGCAGCUGCAGCUGCCGUCACUCGCUGCAGUUCCGUACACACGAGCUUCCUCCCAGGCGCUCCCAUGUCAUUCGGGCAGAGAGGGUGUGUCGGCCUCUCAUCCCCUCGCGUACCACUCUCUGCUGCCAACUGCGCUGCCCGUGCCGCGGCCUGUGCGUGCGCGCGUGCACAAGGGCAAGAGCGAUGUGGGCAUGGACGAGGUGAGGCAGCUCGUGCUCGCCCUCGCUGAAGCCAUCGCCACCGCUGACACGGUCAGUGCCCCCUCCCUGCCCUCUUCUCCCCCACUAUCCGUCCCUCCCUCCCUCCUUCCCUCCCUCCCUCCCUCCCUCCCUCCCUCCCUCCCUCCCUCCCUCCCUCCCUCCCUCCCUCCCUCCCUCCUCCCUCCCUCCCUCCCUCCCUCCCUCCCUCCCUCCCUUUUCUCACCACCCCACUUCAUCCAUGCCGCGCUAUUUCCCUUUCCUUUUCAAUACAUGUCUUCGUCUCUCGCGCCUGUCUUCUUUCUAUCAUAUCCUCCUAUCUUCCCAGCCUUGACUUGGCCCUUUCCCUCUCCCCGACCGGGUGACAGGGCUGCGGGCGCACGUGGCAGCAGCAGCGUGUGCGGAGGGCAGGCCGGGGCAGCGAGGGCGCACUGCUUCCUGGACGCGCUCACCACCCGCCUGCACGGCACCGGCGCCCUUCGCCUUUACAAUGCCGCCUUCUCCUCCCAGGUUCGGUUCGGCGCCCAUGCACAUGUGGUGGGCGUGCCGUGCCAGUCGUUUCCAGGCGGGGCAGCGGAGGUGAAUGUGUGCAGGAGGUACAGAAGGCGAGGGGCGUUUGCAGGACAUGCUCCAGUCAGUCGCGCCAUGUGUACUUCACCACCACGCCCCAACCUUACGUUCCUUGUCCCACCACGUUCCCCCGCGGUCUCCUCUCUCUCUUCCCCCGUUGCAUCUCAGGACAUGCUGCAGUCGCGACAAGUGUAUUUCACCACCACGCCCUUCGUCCCCUUCCUCUACGCCACCGCCUAUUCCGCCAUCCUGCAAACCUUCUCCCGCUCCUCUCGCCCCUCCCCUCCCACUGGCACCACCAUUACCGCUCGCUAUCCUGCGUUUGAUCCGUGCGCGCCUCACGACACCCCCGUGUGCUCCCCCGUUACCACACAUCCUGCUGCGCCGGGCACCAGCAGCAGCAGCAGCAGCCACUGCAGCGACGGCUCAGGAGAGGUUUCUUGCUCUGGGGAAGCAGCAGCAGGAGGAGGAGGAGGAGCAGGCGCAGGAGCAGGAGUGGGACGAGCAGCGCAUCAAGCAGGGGCGAAGAGCCAAAGGGAAGGCAUGCGGAGGGGGGCGCUGCACAUAGUCGAUUUUGGAGUGUACCUGGGCGGGCAGUGGUCGCUGCUGCUGCGCCGCCUUGCCUGCCUGCCUGGCGGCCCCCCUCGCUGCGUGCGCAUCACAACCGUUGAUAACUGCCUCCGUGUCAGCCGAGCUGCCAACCACUGCACACAGCGGUGCACAGCAGGAUCAGCGGCAGAGGCAGGGGCGGGAGCGGGGGAAGCGGCGGGAUGCGGAGCAGAUGGUGUAGGAGGCAGGGGAGUGGGAGACGUGUGGGUGGAGGAGGUGGGGGGUGCGGAGCAGUGCUGGGUGGCAGAGUGUGAGCGGCAGAAGCACGAGGAGCUGGGGAGGAUGCUCACUGCACAGCUCACAGCAGAGGCGGCCGCGCUGGGCAUAGAGAGGUUUGAGCACCGCGUGGUGACGAUUAACAAGGAUAACCUCGCAGAUAGCCUCUCCCAGGUGGAGGGCCGGCGCAGAUGGCAGGGCCGCGGUGGCAGUGGGACAAGGAGGAUGCGUGGAGGGGUGCAGGAGGGGGGUGUUGAGGAGUGGCAAGGGGAGGGGUGUGAGGAGGAGGAGGAAGAGGAGAAGGAGGUGGUGGCGGUGUGCUGUUGUUUGGAGCUGCAAUACUUCCACGACAGCUCUAUCAUGCGUAGCAGCCCUAGAGAUGCUGUUCUCAAGUGGGUGGCCUCCCUCGCUCCGGACAUCUUCACCUUCAUGGAGACUGACCUGUCGGCCAACGGCCCCUUCUUCCUCUCGCGCCUGCGCAACUGCCUUGACUACCACGCCGCGCUCUUUGAGUGCCACGAGGGCCUCUCCGCAUGCCCUGCCCCCAGCCACGCGCCCCAGCCAACCAAACUCCACCAGCAGCGGCGCAACCAGCAACCACAGCAGCAGCAGCAGCACCAUCUGUCAACCGACGCACAGCCCUGUGCACAAGGCGCGGUGGGCAGUGCUGACACCAGCUGGUCCCAAGUCUGCAUGUCCUCUCUCUCACUAGCCACUGAGAAGCCCGCACCACCCACCCCCGCGCCUUCCCCCCUCCUCGAAACGCCCUCUCGCCGCGACCACAUCCUGGCAUUUGAGCGGGCCUUCUUCGGGUACAACAUUGUAAACAUGGUGGCCACCGAGGGCAUGCAGCGCUCCGUGCGCCCGGAGAGCCUGGUGGAGUGGGCGCAGCGCAUUCGGCACACGGGGUUUGUGCCGCUGGCGGUGCCGGCAGACGUGCUGGAGGAGGCGUAUGGCACCAUCCGCAGCACCCCCCCGGGGCUGGGCAUGCUGGCCACAGAGGGCGCCGUGCAGCUCACAUGGCAUGGCCGACCGCUGCUCAUGUGCACUCUCUGGCAAGUGCCGUGGGUCAUGGGUUGA